GAGAACAUUUCACCGGAAGUAGACAUGAUUGCGGAAGCGCUCCAUAGUUCAUUUAGCUAACUGAAGUUAACUCACAUUUAUGAAGACUUUUUGGAGAUGUAACAGUCUAAUAUGCUUGUUAAAUAAACCCGAAGCUCGCUCGUCCCUGUCGGCAGGCCUGGAGCUCAGUUUUUCUUCACUUUUAAAACUGAUCGUAUAUGUUAACUUUUUGAUUGUGUGAGGAGCGAACUUACCUGCUGCAACACAUCCGGGGACAGGUGAGGUGAGCUAUGCCCGCAAGAGGUUUAUGUGAAGAUGGAGAAUCUGCGCUCACGUCUGAAGUUUGGGAGCAAAGUGGAGGACGUGAAGCUGAGGAGACGUAAAUCCCAGCUGUACUCCAGGCAGGAGGAGAGUCCCCUGAACAUCGGUGUGCUGAGCGUGACCGUGUUUUGUGUCGUGUUCAGACUGAUUAACUGCCUCCUGGUUCAAACCAGCUUCGUCCCGGAUGAGUACUGGCAGUCUCUGGAGGUCUCCCAUAGGAUGGUCUUCAAUUAUGGGUAUCUGACCUGGGAAUGGAAGGCGGGAAUAAGAGGAUUCUCAUAUCCACUUCUCUUUGCAUUCUUAUAUAAGAUCUUACAGUUCAUCAGCUACGACUCGGUUCAGCUGCUGAUUUGGCUUCCGCGAAUUCUUCAGUCGCUUCUGGCUUCGUUUGCUGACGUGAAAUUCUUCUUCCUGCUUCAAACGCUGGAAAAUCCGGAUGUUGCAAGAUGGACAUUCUUCUGUCACAUGUGCUCCUGGUUUACGUGGUUCUGCUGCACCAGGACUCUGACCAACAGCAUGGAGGCCACCAUCACCACUCUGGCUCUUUCUUACUUUCCUCUGCCCGGGUCCAAAACACACAGCAGUAAGAAGUACUUGGCCCUGGUGGCCUUGGCUGUGAUUAUUCGCCCGACAGCCGUGAUCGUCUGGUUUCCUCUGCUGUUGUAUCAUUUCUGGCAGGAAGACAACAAACUGAGGCUCAUCACUCAUCACUACAUUCCCACAGGGACGUUGGCCGUUGUCACUUCAACAGCGAUUGACUGUUUUUUCUAUGAGAAGUGGACACCAGUGCAGUUUAACUUCCUCAAGUUUAACAUCUUGCACGGUGUGGCUGAUUUCUACGGCUCUCACCCCUGGCACUGGUACCUCACUCAGGGCUUUGCCGUGGUGAUCGGCCCUCAUCUCCCGCUCUUUCUUCACGGUUGCAUGCUCGCCUUCAAGAGAUACAAAAUCCUGCUGGCAGCUGUCGUCUGGACCAUCGCAGUUUACAGUGUGCUUCCACACAAGGAGUUCAGAUUCAUUUAUCCAGUGCUGCCUUUCUGUAUGGUCUUCUGUGGGAUUUCUUUGGCUCAUCUGAAAUCGUGGCGUCGACCUGCAGCAGCCGUCUUGUUAUCGGCCAAUCUUAUUCCUGCUCUGUACACUGGUCUGAUUCACCAGCGAGGCACUCUGGACGUCAUGAACCACCUACAGCCACUUUGUGACGUAGGCAAUGUCUCCACCACCCGUCCACAGCCGGAUGUAUUCUUUCUCAUGCCUUGCCACUCAACACCCUUCUACAGCCACAUCCACUGCCCGAUUAAGAUGAGAUUUCUCGAGUGUCCUCCAGAUCUGGGAGAGGAAGCUUACGUGGAUGAAGCUGAGAGAUUUUACGAGGAGCCUCUUCUCUGGUUCAGGACCUCAUUCCCAUACAAGUCCUCUCUGCCCACCCAUCUGAUCAUGUUUGAUGUUUUGGAAAAGGAAAUCUCUGUAUUUUUGGAAGGGAAUAACUUUGUGAGGGCAGCAAAGAUAUUUCACACUCAUUUUCCUGAAGGAAGAGUCGGAGGAAGCAUCUUUAUUUAUGAAAGGCACUGACAAACACUGGAACAACGGGAACUUUCUGUCCUUAUGGCAAAACAUGUGGGGGGGUUUUCUUUUUCAAAUGGAAAUAAAUAUUUUACACUUAAAUCUUAUCAUUCAUUUUCAUCAAUUUAAAUUUUCAUCAAUUUAAAAAACAUUUUAUAUACAGUUAUAUUUCCUCAAAUGUUAUUUUUUCCAGUUUUUUCCUUUUCCAUCACAAGUGAAACUGUCCAGUUAAAUUAAGUUAAAGGUGGAAUGAUAGGAAACAGCAUGUGAGCUCUCACAUCACACAAAGCUGUUAGUGUAGCAGCAAAUUAAAACCAUCAAACUGAACACAGAAACAUCCAGAAGUGGCCCCCCCCCCCUUUUUUUUUUUUAAGUCUCUGCUGUUUUUAAAUGAAGGUGUUGGGGCUGAAGAGGGAGGUGCUCAUCAGUCUAAAAUUUACCAGCCAAAAUUUAAAGAAUGACUCAGUUUAACAUCUUAGAUAAACUCAAGCUACAUGUAGUUAGGCCGCGUCUUCCACUCCAACCUAAUGAUUUCUUCACCAAACACCAAAGAGCUGAAGGCCGUUCAGUAGCAUUCAAAAGUUGUGCAAACUUACAAAAACAAAAAAGAUGACUUUGCAACUAAAGUUUGUAGCCAUUGUAAUAAACUAGCUGAAAUCGCUUCAGUAUUUGGGGUCAAAGGGCAUCGGGCCCAGCUCUAUCUUCACGUCAGCCAUGUGUCUGUCUGCAUUUCUUCCUGAUCGGCUCCACUUGCGUUCGCUGUGGGGUCGAGACCGGGCUCGCUGCUGCUUACGCUGCUCCUGCUUUGUCCUCGAUUCCUCCUUUGAGUCUGCCUCGGGUCCUUCAAACGGCCCACUGGAUGAUUCAAACACAACACAGACGAAUGACAUCACUGUGAGCGUGAUGAUAUAAAUAAAUUAAUAUGAACCGGCUGCAGCGCUGAAGAAAACAGGUUCAGUCCUCACUCAACUAACCUAACCCCAACCUUUGUGGGGGACAAAAGGUGUAUUUUUUUGUUUGUUUUCAGGUGCAAACCUGUUACCAUGGCAAUAGUAAUUAGUGGUGACGGCACUUGGUGUGCCUCUAAUAAUGACCUUCACUCCCUGGCUUAAAUGGACCCUGUGUAAAUGCUAAAAUGUAAGCAGACAUCAGAAUAAUAGAACUGGUAGAAGAUGCCACGUACGUAUUCCACUAUUUAAGCUUAAAGUCAGAAGUGGACUCCAAGUACACAUUUUAUUGUAAAGAUUCAAUCAACUUAUCUAAACACCCAAUGAAGGCUUGUACAACCCAAUAAAUCAUUCAUAAAACUGUUUAUACAAUUAUCCCUGUGUUUGAAUUGUAUGCAGGACUAAAGGAGAAAAACCAUUUAUGAUUUGUAUGUUACACCAGUUAUUUACAGUGAUAAUCAAACUACAGACAUGAAUUUUGAUUAAAUUACUUCAGUUAUUAAUUUUUAGAACUACAAACAACAUUCAACCAAAAAGAGGAACGAUUGAAAACAGUGAAAUUACAUUAUUUACAAGUAAUUUGAGUUACAGCAAUUGAUUGCAAUUCUUCACCAACCAGUCAGUCUCUGAUGGACUGCGGUUGUUUGGAGUCUGAGUUCCACCCACCAGGUGACCUGUGCAAUCGCCUUGUGCUCAAAAAGUUGCACAAGUAACAAUUUGCAGUCAGUUGCAAGAAAAGAAAAGAAAAAAGUAAUGAAAAAACUGAGCUGACCUUCAUAGUUUUACUCUAGUGUGACUAUUGAGCCAUUAUUUUGCUUCCUUAAAGUUAUCGAGCCACCUUUGAUGAGCUCCGCCCCAUUUUCCUGUCAGCGUGAGGCUGUAAAAGUGUCUGAGCGCUCUAGUUUGAUUAUUACUGUUUAUUGAACAUUUAGAGGAGCUGGCUUUAUUUUUAAAGGUUGUUUUUAUUUUAGUUAUUUUUCACACAUUUUUAGUUUAGAUCACUAUAACAGCUUCACUUGGACUGUUUCCGAGAAAUUUGGUGGAUUUUUUUUGUAAAUUUAUGACUUUAAUCUAGAAUUUAUUUUCACCCAUCCAGAACUUUUAUAAAUUAUUCAGACGCAACCUAACAAUAAAUUAAAGGAUCUUUCUGGACGCUCACCUCGGGCUGUAACUCUUUGUGUUUGUUUCUCCAAAGAAGUGCCUGUAGAUGUAGUCAUCAACAUCCCCGAAAGUGUCAUCAUCGAGGCCGUGGUACUUGCGCAUGUCUGCGAGAAAGUUUUCAACCCCGCUCACAAAGUCUGUGAACAGCAUCUGGUCGUGAAUGAACACUCCGUUGCAGAAGAAGUUGUUGAUGAACGUCUCCAGCUCCUUCCAAUGGUGGAAGUGGUCGACCUCCUGCUGCAGGUAGCUCUGCAGCAGCUUGUGAAACUCGUCAGCUCUGAUUGGCUCUGUGGCUUUGUUGAAGAGCCUGGUGGAUUCCUGGUAGGCACAGUCGAAAACCCCGGAGCAUCCCUUCAUGUGGGCUUUGUGAGUGUUUUGCUCCCAGUCCUGGUGAACUUUGUCUCCUGACUUCCGGGUGUUGUGGCCAGAGUCGUGUUUGUGUCGUUGAUGAGGCUUGUGGGAUCUGUGCUGCCACGACUCCCUUGAAUUCUUCUCAUUGCUUCUCUGUUUAUAAAACCCUCGGGCUUUAUUGAUGAAGGUUGAGGCAGAAUCCUUGAAAUGUCUGAAAGUGGAUUUGACAGAGUCAGAGAACUUCCUCAGGUUCUCCUUCACAGCCUCUUUGGCUUUCUUAAUCUGCUCCUUGUGGUGGUGUACGAACUCCUUGGUGGAGUUCUUCACAGCAUCAAACGUCUCCUUCACUUUUCCCGCCAUGCCAUGCUUUGGUUUUUUCACUUUGGGCUCUGUGUCUCCUUUGGCUCUUUCCUCUUUGGUCUCCACAUACAGCCGCUCCCACAGGUCAGAGCGCUGCUGCUCAAAGCUCAGUCUCUUCUCCAGCUCCAUCAGGCGGGACUGCAGCUCCUCCGCCUCUGAACCCAAUUCCUUUCCGGCUCCUGGGAAUCGACUUCUCAGUUGACUUAGCUCUCUCCUCAGCUCAUCCGUGACCUUCCUCUCUUUGUCAAAUUUCUUUCUCAGCGUCUGUGUUUCGACCAUCAUGUUAGUCAGCUGGCCGUGGAAGCUUCUGGUCACCUGCUUCUCUUCCUCCAGCUGCUCUUUCAGGUUCUGGUUUUCUGACAGCAGCAAGUCGGCUCCUUCUUCCAUCGACUCCAGAUCUCUGAUCUUAGAGUGCAGACUCUUCAGCUCCUCCUGUAAGGCUGACAACGACAUCUCUUCUCGCUGCAGAGAGCUUUUCAGCAGCUGGUUCUCAGCUGCUAACUUCUGCUGCUGAGACACCAUGUUAGUGUUCUCCUCCUCCUUCUCUUUCAGCAACAUUUCCAACUUAUCUCUCUGGGUCUUGAUGGGAAAAAGAGGAACAGACAUAAGAUAUUAUUACAUACAUAUACAUAACCCCGGGAUAUAAAGUUUGUAUUGAUGUAUAUUAAGUUAAAAUGCUCAAAAUAAAAUGCGAAGUGGCUCUGACAGAAUAUUAUAAACUUGGAGUGUCACCAUCAGUUACCUGAACAUGAGCCUGUUUCAGAAUGAGCUCCUGGUUCUCGUUCCUAAUACUCUCAAGCUCCAUGAGCAAUGGAAUUUGGUCGUCAUGCAUUUCUUCCAUGCCAUACUCGAACAACUCUUCCUAAGUGAGAAAAAGAAGUAAAACAAGCCCAUCAAAGUCCUGCUUAUGGCUCCUCCAUCUUUGAUUUUUUUUUAUCUAUCUAAGAUGAAUAUGGUUCAUGGGAGCUGAAGCUCAAUACCCAGAUGGUUGUUGGUUCUAUAUUUUUUUCACAUCUUAUAAGAGCAGAGGUGUCCAACAUGAGGCCUGAGGCCAGAUUUAUAAAGUGGGAAACAGCAGUGAAAUCAUUAAGUACUAUUAAAUGUCUUUCACUUUGACUUCUGGUUCCAGAUUUAUUAAAAUCUCAGCUCUGGUUGAAGUGAACUUUUUCACAGUGUAUAAAGUUAUAAGUUAAGAAAUAUGCAGCAGUGUUUUGUUUGAAUGCCCCACUUCAGAUUAAAUUUGGACUGAACUAAAAAGAGUUUGACACCCCUGUAUAAGAGGAAGGUAAAUAUCCACAUUUAGUCUUUACGACUGUGAGUUUCUGUUACACUAGUACCAACUCAGCUUGACUAGGUUUUUAGCGUUUUCCAUUAGGUGGUAGUACCUGAUAACAGAUACUCUUUUAGUACCUACUCAGCCAGGGAUCCAAGCAAUCUGAGUCUGACUUUUGGUAAAUUCUAAUGCUUUUUUUACUGCACAAUUGUAGAUCAAAUUCAUACACACAACAGCAUUAUGAAGGAUUUAAGAAUAAAAGCAAAUAAAGUGAUAAAUUAUCCAUGUAAGAAGUUACAAAAAUCAAAAGCACGGCACAGAAAUUCAUGAUUACUGUUCUACCAAAAAUAAUAAAAUUACUCCUCGAGUCGGGACCUGUGUAGUCACUGACCUGGGAUGUAAGGUCCAUCACAUA
Molecule: messenger RNA, 6367 nt
Organism: Haplochromis burtoni (Burton's mouthbrooder)
Lineage: Eukaryota; Metazoa; Chordata; Actinopteri; Cichliformes; Cichlidae
Gene: pigb
Product: phosphatidylinositol glycan anchor biosynthesis, class B
Exons: 12
Coding region: 295-1869 (524 amino acids)
Biological process (GO): GPI anchor biosynthetic process
Cellular component (GO): endoplasmic reticulum membrane
Molecular function (GO): alpha-1,2-mannosyltransferase activity
Source: RefSeq, a predicted model, not a curated record